Molecule: messenger RNA, 288 nt
Organism: Helobdella robusta
Lineage: Eukaryota; Metazoa; Annelida; Clitellata; Rhynchobdellida; Glossiphoniidae
Exons: 1
Coding region: 1-288 (95 amino acids)
Biological process (GO): positive regulation of TORC1 signaling; cellular response to amino acid stimulus
Cellular component (GO): cytoplasm; lysosome; Ragulator complex
Molecular function (GO): guanyl-nucleotide exchange factor activity
Source: RefSeq, a predicted model, not a curated record
AUGGAAAAGCCUAUGAUGAAACACACCCAAGAGCUCCUAGACUCUGGUGCCACAGGAGUUUUAAUUGCUGAUCCUCAUGGUCUGUGCAUACUUGCUAAGGGCUGUGCUAAAAGUAAUUCAGCUGGCGUCAUAACUUCUCUGUUUCAGGAAAGCAAUUCCACAACUAUGUCUUCUCAUAAGACUCCAGUAGUAGUAUUCGAAACAGAUGCCACCAAAAUUCUAAUACAAACAGUAGAAAACAGUGAUAAAGUGCCCAUCACAACAGCCAUUUACCGAAACAACUCAUAG